Molecule: messenger RNA, 1878 nt
Organism: Caenorhabditis remanei
Lineage: Eukaryota; Metazoa; Nematoda; Chromadorea; Rhabditida; Rhabditidae
Exons: 5
Coding region: 1-1878 (625 amino acids)
Source: RefSeq, a predicted model, not a curated record
AUGAAGAUUUUUGAACUCAUUAUUCCACUCGUUUUGAUUUUUGGAAAGAUUUCCUGUUCUGCUGGAAAAAAGGAGAGCGACCGCGCUGAGGGUCGUGAGAAGAAUAUCACAACUCCGACCGUUCACGAAAAACCUGAUCAGAACUGCUCCAAAGAAAACAACUGCUCUACUGCGAAAAAUGAUAAUGACGACGUUGAAGGUCCUACAAAGAAUAUCACUACCCCGAUCGUUAUGAAAAAUCCAAAACACAAGUGCCCUGGAAAGAAAGGCUGCGCUAAUGGAACUAAAGGAAAUUCUAAUAUCCUUCCCCCUCAGCCCACUGUGGUUGUCACUACUCCAAACGUUCUCACUAAUCCAGGACAUGUGGAUUCAAAUCAAAAAAGAAACUGCACCGAAGAUUACACCGAAGAUUGGUAUAUAAAAUACUUCGAUUUGUUCGACCAGACGUACAUUAAUUACGCUGACGGUUGCAAGAAGAAAUUCAAGGCGGCAAUGUUUUCGGACAAACUUGCGACGUACCCAUUGGCAAAAGGGUUUUUGCACCUCACUAACAAAACAUUAAGUUUUUCUUCACAGGACUUGGGUCACGACCUAAUUAAGGAUUUGGGUCACGACCUAAUUAAGGAUUUGGGUCACGACCUACUUGAUUUGGGUCACGACCUACUUGAUUUGGGUCACGACCUACUUGAUUUGGGUCAUGACCUACUUGAUUUGGGACAAGACCUACUUGAUUUGGGACAUGACCUACUUGAUUUGGGUCAUGACCUACUUGAUUUGGGACAUGACCUACUUGAUUUGGGACAUGACCUACUUGAUUUGGGUCAUGACCUACUUGAUUUGGGUCAUGACCUACUUGAUUUGGGUCAUGACCUACUUGAUUUGGGUCACGACCUACUUGAUUUGGGUCACGACCUACUUGAUUUGGGUCACGACCUACUUGAUUUGGGUCACGACCUACUUGAUUUGGGACAUGACCUACUUGAUUUGGGACAUGACCUACUUGAUUUGGGUCACUACCUACUUGAUUUGGGUCACGACCUACUUGAUUUGGGUCACGACCUACUUGAUUUGGGUCACGACCUACUUGAUUUGGGUCACGACCUACUUGAUUUGGGUCACGACCUACUUGAUUUGGGUCACUACCUACUUGAUUUGGGUCACUACCUACUUGAUUUGGGUCAUGACCUACUUGAUUUGGGUCACGACCUACUUGAUUUGGGUCACGACCUACUUGAUUUGGGUCACGACCUACUUGAUUUGGGACAUGACCUACUUGAUUUGGGUCAUGACCUACUUGAUUUGGGACAUGACCUACUUGAUUUGGGACAUGACCUACUUGAUUUGGGACAUGACCUACUUGAUUGGGUCACUACCUACUUGAUUUGGGUCACGACCUACUUGAUUUGGGUCACGACCUACUUGAUUUGGGUCACGACCUACUUGAUUUGGGUCACGACCUACUUGAUUUGGGUCACUACCUACUUGAUUUGGGUCACGACCUACUUGAUUUGGGUCACGACCUACUUGAUUUGGGUCACGACCUACUUGAUUUGGGACAUGACCUACUUGAUUUGGGUCACGACCUACUUGAUUUGGGACAUGACCUACUUGAUUUGGGUCACGACCUACUUGAUUUGGGACAUGACCUACUUGAUUUGGGUCAUGACCUACUUGAUUUGGGACAAGACCUACUUGAUUUGGGACAUGACCUACUUGAUUUGGGUCAUGACCUACUUGAUUUGGGUCAUGACCUACUUGAUUUGGGUCAUGACCUACUUGAUUUGGGACAUGACCUACUUGAUUUGGGUCAUGACCUACUUGAUUUGGGACAUGACCUACUUGAUUUGGGGACAUGACCUACUUGAUUUGGGGUCAUGA